GCUGUUAAACAUGCGCGAACCAGCAAUGGGUUCCUCCAGACCGAGUUCGCAGCGGUGGGAGCCAGAGAUAUGCGCGUUCAGCGCGCAUCGCGGACCCAACGACGGACAGACAGCGCAGCCACAUGAACGACUGCGCAUCACAUGUACCUACACUUCGUCCUCCACCCAACCAAGGACCAUUCUCUCCUGAACUCGGAGAAUUCUCGUGCAUCGGUCAUGAACCCUUUAUUUUCUGCCAGCCAGAUGGUAUGGCAUGUAUGGUACGGCGAAGAAGGAAAAGAACGGUCGGGCCGGUAAUAUUCUACAGUACUGUAGUUAUGGCGAUUCGUGUUCCAGACACAACUUGUCAUGCGAUGAAACCUCCUGCCUCGACCGCUUCACCGACACGACUCAGCUCAACAUGCGAUCUACAGGAUGAGCCCUUCAGAUCCCGCCUAUCCUGCCCACCCUUCUGGAAUGUUGGAAUGUGAUCUUCGUGCACUUCCCCCUGUCAGGUCAUGAUCCGUUUUCCAGUCCUGGAAACCCGAGUGAUGACAACCUCGCAAGCUGGUCUUCAAGGCUUGACAUUGGACAUGGAUCCUGCUUGAGCCAGAAACCUGACGCAACCAUCAUGAGUAUCGAGCUUCUCCGUACAGUAGUUUCUGCCGAACUUUUGAUAAGUUUCCUGUCUUACAUUGUACAAAUUGCCGUGCAAAACUAUUUCCAUCUCCAUAUCGGAACCAGACAAAGUCGAGAAAGAUUC
Mollisia scopiformis is the source of this 742-nucleotide messenger RNA. RefSeq lists its product as uncharacterized. Lineage: Eukaryota; Fungi; Ascomycota; Leotiomycetes; Helotiales; Mollisiaceae. The transcript has 2 exons. The coding region runs from base 123 to 470 and encodes 115 amino acids. The record is from RefSeq and is a predicted model, not a curated record.